Lobosporangium transversale is the source of this 3878-nucleotide messenger RNA. RefSeq lists its product as hypothetical. The record is from RefSeq and is a predicted model, not a curated record. Lineage: Eukaryota; Fungi; Mortierellomycota; Mortierellomycetes; Mortierellales; Mortierellaceae. Gene Ontology annotation, molecular function: DNA-binding transcription factor activity, RNA polymerase II-specific; RNA polymerase II transcription regulatory region sequence-specific DNA binding. Gene Ontology annotation, cellular component: nucleus; transcription regulator complex. The transcript has 7 exons. Gene Ontology annotation, biological process: regulation of transcription by RNA polymerase II; regulation of cell cycle. The coding region runs from base 461 to 3751 and encodes 1096 amino acids.
CAUUCAUUCUCUCAUUCUCUCAUUCUCCUCUCUCUUUCUCUCAUUCACCUUUUCUUUGCAAGUCAUUAAAAAAAGAAAAAAAAAGAAAAGCGCAACGUGCUCCUUUUUGUUCAUUAUUCUUUCAUUGCUCACUGUCCUGUCCGUGCUUGUGCUUGUUAACGAUCAACUGUCUAUUCCCACUCUCGCCUUUUCUCUUUCUCUCCCUCUCCCUCUCCUCGCUCUGUCUUAAUUCCAUCCAUCACAUUCACCCCCCCGUUAUUUUUUAAUAUCACGACCACGACACGACACUUGACUUGGGCAUGAACUGAACAUUCACCUCAUCUCUCUCUCUCUUUCCUCCCCUUUCCUCUUUUUUUUUUAAACUUUUUCUUAUUACCAACUUACCCUUCACUUGAAUAUCUCCCUGUUGCUUUGCUUGCUUGACUUCUGUCCUCAACCCUGUCCUGUAUCAUUGCCUCUCAUGACACCCUCGGACAGGCUGCCGCACCCGCAACAGCAUCCUCAGCGGCUUCACUAUGCCUCCAGUCCUCCACUCCAACAUCAAUCCCAUCCUCAUCCCCAGCACCAGCACCAGCACCAGCACCAGCAUCAGCACCAGCACCCACACCAUUACCCUCUUCCAACACCCCAUCCACAUCCACAUCCACAUCUACAUUUUCAAUCCCAUCCUUCUUCCCCAUAUCCACAAGAACCCUCUCAGCAUCAAUCCCUUCUACGCCACAACGACUCUUCAGACCAUUAUCAAUCCCAUCCCCAUCACUCUCAUCCUCACCGACAACAGUUCUUGACUCAUCCUUCAAUUCCUACCUCUCCAUACACUGCCCCAUACCCUCUAUCCGAACCCCAGCGUGCCCUUCCUACUCCUUCACACCUGACAACUCCUCCUACACAACGACACCAUGGCUCAGACUCUUAUUUCUACCGUGACCAUUCAGACAGUCGUUACUCUCCCGCAACUCAAUACACUCCACAACAGCAUCAUGACCAUCCACCCUUGUCUGCCCAUCACGAACCUCCAUCACGCCACCAUUCCUCCACACUCCAGUACUCUGAUCGCUCUCCCGAUCGUUCCCUUCCCUACUACUCUCAUUCACCCCAUGGAUCACCCUAUGAACCUGAUCCUCAGAGGCUCUCACCCCAAGCACGAACACUGCAGCCUCGUACUCAAGAGCACACGUGGAAUCAGCAAGGGUCUUCUUCUUCAUCAGUCCCCUCUUUUCAACCUGAUCAGUCAAUGGACCAGAAUGCAGAUUCGACUUGCACUCAACGACCCGAUCGCCAUUACGUCCUGACCAGCGUCAACUCGACUGCUUCCACAUUUACACAGAGGCAACUCUCCGUCUCCACCUCGGCCAAUUACUCUGCCGUUACCUCUACGUCCGCAUCAGCCAUGCCCUCUCCCUUAUCCUCCUCACCUCUAUCCACACAACGUCAACCUGCGCACGGUGACGAGCCUUCGUUCGUCCACGAGCGUCAGGGUCGAGAUAACGGUACAAAAGUGCCCCAACCGAGACCAACACCUAUCCGCACGAAACUGAGCAGGGACUUGAGCCGGGAGUGUCCACCCCUGUCGUUCCAGAGUAGCUCCAGUCAAUCCACAGGUAGAACAGAAAGCAGAGCCUCACCCUCAACACCACGCUCCUCCAUGCUCCCCUCCAUGAUGCCAAGUUCUGCAUUUGAUGAAUCAAGAUCCGGUCUUUUUGAACACUCAAAGAGUAUCCAUCCCACCCCUUUUGAUCAACAUCAUCACCUUCUGAAACAUAACCAUUUUCAUCAGCAGACGACCCAGAGAUCCAUCUACGUCUUCCCAUCGCCUGUUGAGUAUCGCGACUCGGGUCUUUACCGCGAUGAUCAUGAUAUGGAACAUUGUUCUGAGCAGGACGAUGUUCGCGAACGUGAACAUGAAGAGGAAGAUGAGGAUGAGGAUGAAGAUGAAGCUCAGCAUGCUAGAAAAAUUGCUCGACAUAAUCUGGCAACAGGCGCCAAGGAUAGGGAUAGGGAUAGGGAUUGUGAUAAGGAUAAGGAUCGAUCAGGAGUUUCCACUCAAAAUAAUGUUCAUCAUCCUCAACAUCAUAAUAAUAAUAUUAAUAAUAAUGGCCAGUUUGUACGCCCGUCCAAAAAUGGAGUGGACGAAGAAGGCGAUGACGCUGAGGAUGGCAGUGGCAGUGGCAGUGGCAGUGGCAGUGGCAGUGGUAGUAGCGGUAGUCGGAAGCCAAGUUUGACAAACAGUCCGCCGAGGGAAGAAUCAAAGUCAUUGCGGAAAAUCGCCAAACCUAAAACUGCUCAAAAGGGAGGAUCAGGAACAGGAACAGGGGCAGGGAUAGUCUCCCGACCACCUUCAUUCCAGGCGGCCCUGGAAGACGCGAUUGCAGAAUUUGAGGAAGAGGGUCAUGGCCAGGAUGGAUCUGGUGCACAAUCCCUGAAGGGCCAAGGACUCGGCCAUUAUGCUCCACUCGUUUGUGAUCUUGUGGAGAGAAGACGUGUUACCACUUAUAAUGAUCUUGUACAAGAUCUUGCGAGUAGUCAGCCGAUUGAGCGCGCAGAGGGCAUGACGACUCAAGAACAAGGGAACAUCCGUCGCCGAGUCUAUGACGCCUUGAAUAUUUUGGAGGCACUUGGUAUUAUCUCUAUGGACAAAAAGGAAAUCCAUUGGAUCGGGAUCUUGGAUUCGAAACCGAUUCGGGAGGUCUCUCGCAAGGUUCAACUUGCCAAUCCAUCACCACCCCAGACUGUAUACUCCUCUCCUAGGCUUCAACAACGUGAGCGUGAUGGAGCGGAUGAAAGUGAGGAACCGGAGGAUGAUGAGAUGGAGAUUGAACAAUUGCAGAAAGAGGUGGAGGCUAUGAAACUUCGUAACGCUCUUGAAUUGGCUCGUCUUCAAGACCAGGUCGCUCGUCAUGUCCAAGUAAAUAACCUUAUUGAACGUAAUAAGCUCCGGGAAGAAAAAGAGUUGGAGCGACAAUUACGUCGACGUCAAAGGAAACAGGAACGGAAGGAGGAGAAGCGGGCACAGGCAUUAUUAGGCUCUGGUGCGACUGCUCUUAAUGAUGGCGAAUCGAUGGAUGUUCAGGAUGAUGCUGGGGAGGCGGAGGUACAGGCAAGGAAAUCAGAGAGACGUCAUCGACAUCAUCGCCAUCGUUCUCCAAGGAUCGAUAGAGAGAAAGAUGGAGAGGAUGCAGUACAGGUUGAUGGAGCGAAUGUUGAAUCGGGAGUGGAGAUGAUGGAUGAGGAGACUGCUCGAAAGAUCCGUAAACAGGAACGUAGGGAGAGACGGGAACGUAAGGAGAAACGAGCACAGAGACGACUAGAGAGAGAGUCUGCAGCAUGUGGAGAGGAAAAUGGAGAUGUUGAGCAGAUUCAGUUGCCCUUUGUGGGUGUCAAGAUCCCACGGUAUGCAGGACAGAGCUCCGAUUCUGAAGCUAGUAUAUCAGUAGUGCGCCGUGUACGUGAGGAGCAGCGAUCCCGAAAGAGUGGCAAGAGUAAGAAACAGGGUCAGAGCACGAAUGGAGAUGAGACGACCAUGGUAGAGAUCAAGAUACCGCAUCAGGAGGAGUUGAGCAUCAUCUCGGACACGGAGAUCCUUGGGGACUUGGGACUGAACCAGGUACCACUGAAUGAUCUCAAGGCUAUGCUUCCGGAGGAAGCAUUCAACAAAUUCAGUUAUACCACCACUACUACUGAAAAUGGCGACGUCAUCGCGACAGUCCAGGGUGGAUUUGAGCGCGCCAUCGUAUGCUCUGGUGCUAAUUAAUAAUUUAUUUUAUUUUACUUUAUUUUAUUAUAUUUAUUUAUUUAUUUAUUACUGUGUAUUUUUCGAUUUUACUUUUUACUUUUAACUUUUAACUUUUAUUUUCUUUCUUUCUUUCUUUCUUUGCCAC